Molecule: messenger RNA, 6941 nt
Organism: Siniperca chuatsi (mandarin fish)
Lineage: Eukaryota; Metazoa; Chordata; Actinopteri; Centrarchiformes; Sinipercidae
Gene: fgf22
Product: fibroblast growth factor 22
Exons: 3
Coding region: 4433-5104 (223 amino acids)
Biological process (GO): fibroblast growth factor receptor signaling pathway; regulation of cell migration; positive regulation of gene expression
Cellular component (GO): cytoplasm
Molecular function (GO): fibroblast growth factor receptor binding; growth factor activity
Source: RefSeq, a predicted model, not a curated record
AUCUAUGAUGUUUUAUUACAAAGCAAGGUUCUGUGUUUUACUGUAAAGAAGGUCUACCAUGACCUUACUGCUUUCCAUAGUAGUUGGAAUACUUUUAACCAGUCAUUAAAAAAUUACAAAAUUUCUACAUUAUUAAAUAUAUCUUAUACAAAUGUUCUAGAUUGUAACAUUCAAUAAUAGUGUGUUCAAAGUCAUUUUUCUUUGCUUUCAAGAAUUUUAAAUGUAUACCCGACCACUUUAGCCAAGUGAUCAGUUGAGUGACAUGAUUUUGAAUAUUUCAGAAUAUAUGUAAAAAUAUUACUGUACUUUCAUAGAAGAAAACAAACUCCACAAAGUAAAAUAAGCAUUUUAAUUUGGCUACAACAGAAUGACUUGUAUGACUAGUCUUUCUAUCUGACUGUAAGGUGAUCAAAAAAGUAGCACAAAUUCUAGUCUAACUUCUUUGACUUUAAAAAAGUUGGCAGCUCUGCUCUGAACAUUACCAAUGUCAUACUGGAAAAAGAAAUGGUUAAGGCCGUUAGAGAGUUUAGAAUUGACAUAUGGAGUCUGUUGGGACUAUUAGCUGGAAGCAUCAUCUGACUAGUAACAAAACAAUCUGCCUCAAUCAGCAAAGAAAAUGGAAGGAAGCUGCACAUUGUAAUGUAAAAUGUAAACAUUUACAGUGAGCUUGAAAUGUAUUACUUCUUCAGAACAACAAUUAUGUCUCAGUUACUAACUGAUUAGUUUGCCAAGAGUUCCAACAUUGGCCAUGAUGAUGCAGCUCCACCAGUGUCGUAAUUUUUGUGUUCAAAUUUGUGUUGUGUUCAAGCAUUUUAAGCUUUUGUCCAUCAUAAAGCAAAGGCAGUCAUUAUCCAAACACCUUAUAUAACUUUGUUAAGAAAUAUUAUUUCCUAUUACAGUGCCGAUAGAGAGAGAACAAUAAAUCAAUUGAGCCAAGCCUGCAAACACUCAGAUGUCCUGAAAACUAUCUACAUGUUUUUUUUGAAGAUGGGGGAAACAACUUCAUACAACACUAACAAAAAACACAUUCACAAUACUCUCUGUCCUUCUCUCUUGCUCUUCUUUGUUUCUUAAUCUGACUCCCACCAGUUCCACUAAUGCUGGAAAGCUCAUGCAGGUGGUGACUAAAAACUAUCCUGUGCAGAACAGAUUUGGCUUUCAGGGCAGGAGGAGAGAAAGGACGAGUUAAGAACCGUAAAAAAGCCAGAGGAAGUUAACAGACACGGCAGAGUGGGUUAAUUGAGGGUGAAAGACUAUGAUUUUUAUGAAGGGCCCACAUAGAUCUAUGCUGAAAGUAGCUAUUAUUAGGAGCCUGGCGGCACCAAGGAUCAAAACAUACUGGCAGGUAGACAGGAAUGGCUUGGGGUAGUUGGGUGCUGGAGCUGGGAGUUUGGAGAAAGAGGUCACUGGUCUCUUUCUCAUCGUUUUUCUUUUUUUAUGAUGUAAGGUUUAAAUAGUGGCUAGGAGGACAGCAAGUCUCUGGGGGCAGUUAACAAGCUAAAGAGUGUGAAGUGACUGUCAACCUUUCUGAGGACAUACUUCUCAAAAACACUUCCAGCACCAGACAAGCGUGGCCUCAGGGUGAUACUCAUAAUUGAAACAGGGACUCUUUUAAAAAGGAGGUAAAUGCCACCACUAACUGGACAGCCCCACUUGAGAACUUCUGCAUUUUCUCUCUGUUUCUCACACUUUUUCAAUCUUUCUUUUUAUUAUUCCAUGAGCUUCUGCUUCUGUCAGGAAACAUAGUGUAAUUGUUAGUUUUCAUCUCACUUUGAAAAACUUAAAGGAAUAGUUUGACAUUUUGGGACAAAAUAAAUUAAGUAAAUUUCGUCAUUUGCCCACAAUUUGUGGCUGUGUGGACUGUACACACUACAAGCUGACUGCGCAUGGGCUAGAAAAUUAAACUGGACGUUUGGUUUGUGUACUGUAUGUAUGUAGUGUAUUCCCCAUCCGGUCCUAUUGUCUUUGAGAGGUCGCACGCACCAUUUUCUCUUUCUGACUUUUUUUUUUUUUGUUCAGUCAAAUACAACAAACAAAGGAGCUCUUCUUCUUGCUGUUGUGAGGUCACCAUCUUGUUUUCUAGUGCACAUAUGUUGAACAUGUCUCUGUGCACAGACCCUUGAUUGCAGUAUGUAUAGGAGUGCAUGCGCGUUCGCUGUCCACGGCAGCGUCCGUGUUGAAGUGUGAUCAAAGCUUUAGAUUCGAAGAUCUACACCACUCUCAUGUCUGCACUGUAAAUAGAUAGCUGCAGCCAGCAGGCAGUUAGCUUAGCUUAGCACAAAGACUGGAAAACAACUAGUCUGGCUCUGUCCAACGGUAACAAAAACUGUCUACCAGCAUCUCUAAAGCUCAGCACUUAACAUUUUGUAUAGCUUGUUUAUUUAAUCUGUACAAAAAACAAACUGUAAAAAUGUAAAACCACAAUUUACUUUUUUACAGGGAGUUUUGUGCAGAGAAUUUCUUGGCCAGGACCAAUACAUUUCUGGAGUCUCCGAUGAUUGCCUGGCAACUGGAUUUUUUUUAACCUUCAGAGAGCUGUUGUUUCAAGUCUUAAUACUAAGCUAGGCUAAUCGGCUACUGGCUGCAGCUUAUAGUUACCAUACAGAUAUGAGAGUGGUAUCACUCUUCUCAUUGAACUCUGGGCAAGAAAGCAAAUAAUUUCCCAAACUUUUCCUGUUGUUCCAGUCGCAUAGUAUAAAAAUGUUCUUCUUCUUCUUCUUCUUCUUCUUCUUCUUCUUCUUCUUCACAUUGUUGUCGAAUAAUACUGUAUAAUAGCAAAUGUCCAAAAUAAAGAGUCAUCGCUGUUAACUGGAAUGGGUUGGCUGAGCUUUAAUGCCUUGCCCUAAUCAGGUUCAUUACACAGCUUGUAAAAAACAGACAAGAGUGUGGGAAGUCACAAAAAAGGUGUUCUUCAUUUCCGUCCUGUUCUCCCAAACUAAACAGAAAAGAUCACAGAGGGUGUUUCAAUUAAAUAUUAACACAGGUGAUCAGAAAGUCUCUCAGGCUUCAUCUGGACUAACUCUGCCGACACUCCUGCAAUCUGCUCUGUGUUUGUGACCGCUUGAUGAUUCAAAUCAGCAGCUGUAAAAAAAAAAAAAAAAGGAAAGGCUCCCUUAAUUUGCCCCAUGUGGCCAGAGAGAAGAAAAGAGAGCAAAGGUGUUAAAAAACGCUCUCCUAGCUGGUUCACUGGACAGUAAUGGAGCUGAUUUGACUGUGUUACAAAAUGCUUCACCGUUCACAUCAAGGGGAGACAGCUGAGGUCAUGGGAUCGGAAGGGGAUGUAAGCCCUUCCAGGUGUCUGUAACCAAAAAUAAAGAAGAAAAGAGGAUAAUAAAAUCCUCAGGUGAAAGGCAACAGACUUGUUUCUCACAGAACAAACUUUUCUGAGAGAGAAAAGAAAGGGGACGGUGCUUGUUGCAGGCUUUCUCAUUUGUUUGAAAUGGUUAUGAAUGAGUGCGGUGGCCCCACCUCUCUCCUUUCAACCCCCUAGAUGCUGGCCCUGCCCAGGAUAAAAUGCAGGACAACUCAGCCGGUGCUUCCACAGAAGAGAGGACUGACUGACUGACUGCACACAGCAGAGCGUGAGGCCAUCCACUUACUGCUUCACUGCCCCGUGCUAGCUGACACACACUUGCUGACUGCCGCUCACUCUGACACAUAGAGACACACUCGCUGCCUCUCUCUCUCUGUCGCAAACACACACCGGCUCUCUCCCUCCCAUACUCACUCACUUGCUCACUCCCUCUCUUUCUCUCUCCCUCUCGGUAUCACACACUCAUACACAUACACACACGCGCGCACAGAGUCAGUCACCAACCCUCAUUCAACUCCCUCUCAGCCACGGGUCAGCAGCUCAGACAGGCACCUUGUUCCUAUUCAGCUGGAGAGAGUAGAGCAUCGCAAGGUGCACACACACAUACUUCAACACACACUCACACAAAAACACACGUAUCCAUACACACACACACACACACACACACACACACACACACAGGCAGACAAACACUCCACACAUACACACACAUGCGCAUCCUCAUACAUCCCAGGACUUUAUCUGUGGUACGGGAAAGAAGACCUCAGUCCAAGGAGGAGAAGAAACAGAGAAACAAGGAGCAACACUAAAGAGGCACUUUCAAAGGCGGAUUCAUAAAAUUACAACACUUCAUGAAAGGAUUGGACAAAAAGAAUCGAAAAAAAGACUGAAGAUGACAUCUGGAGAAACUUUGACAAGCUAGUUGCUGUAGGAAGGCCUGCUGGCAGCCCAAAGUGGAGAUUGGUCAUCUGUGACAUCCAGAGGAUCUGCUGUGAGUGCCAUUCCCCUCCCUUCUCACUUCAGGACUCCCACCCUCUUGUCAUCCCUCCAGUGGGACAUCUCCUGGUCAUCAGCAUGCCUACAGCUUGCACAAGGUGCACCUUGGGAGUCUGACCCACCAUGUGCAGAUGGACGCCGUCCGUAGCUCAUCUCUGUGCUGAACCUGCCCUUGGCACCACCAUUACUGCAGCCUUCCCUGGGCGACUUCUCCCCCUGCCCAGUGCAGCCUCCCUUUGCCUGGCAUGCUUCACCCUGCUCCUGGUCACCGCAGGCACUGCCACAGGGGCCUGUCCUCCUGGGGUAGGGCAUGAACCCCUUCAGGUGCUGGCGAGUGGCAUCAACUGUUCAUGGACGUUGGAAAGGCACACUCGCAGUUACAAUCACCUAGAGGGUGACGUCCGACUACGCCGUCUUUACUCUGCCAACAAGUUCUUCCUCUGCAUUGACAAAACAGGCAAGGUGGACGGCACUCGGCGGAAAAACUACGCAGACAGCCUGAUGGAAAUCCGAUCUGUCAGUGUGGGAGUUGUUGCCAUCAAAUCUGUCAGCACCGGGCUGUACUUAGCUAUGUCCAAGAAAGGCACACUCUUUGGAUCGAUAAAGUACAACCCGAGCUGCAAGUUCAAGGAGCGCAUUGAGGAGAAUGGCUACAACACGUACGCCUCUCUUCGCUGGAAGCAUGGCGGCAGGCAGAUGUUUGUCUCACUGAACGGGCGGGGGAAGCCACGGCGAGGUCACAAGGCUCGACGAAGGCACCCUUCUACUCAUUUCCUGCCCAUGCUCCCCUCCUAGCUGCCCAAGUCUGAACUUUGACCGGCAACUAGCUGUCUCAGCUGCCUCCUCACACUAGCGUUGAUCUAGCAGUGACGGCAAUCUUUAUUUUUAUUAUUCCAUCCUCCUGUCACGUAAAUGUACAUUUGUUGAGGUUUGUAACAUUUGUAGAGUUAGGAUAAUAUGUACUUUUAAGUUAUUUUCUCCAUUUUCUAAUGAUGUUCAGUAAUACAGUCCAGUACAGUAGAAUUUCACUAUCUUCAGGCAUCUGUCUGGCUACAGUAUCUGUCUGUGUGUCUGAACUGCACGUAUAGCAGUGUUUGGGUGAUUUUAAGAGACUGUAAGAAGACUGAAAAGGGACAGCAAGGCUUGGAAACAACAAAAUGUGUCUCACUUUGUUAUUUAGCCUAUUUUAGAUGCUUAGCUAAAUACGAGCGGAAUCUGGUGCAGCAAAAAUUAUAGUUAUCCAAUCUGUGAUAAAUGACAACUAUCUAUUAAAACUAAAAAAGCAACUUUGAAAUAGCUACAAAUCAGGACUGUAGCUGCCAUUGAGGACACUGAGGUUAUGUCCUCAGUAUUUUUUGGGAGGCUUUUGUGGGUAGUUGAUUCCAGUAUUUUUGUGAAUGUGAAUUCAUCAUACCAUCCCAUAUUGAGUGACUCACAUGUAAAAUUUACAACAUUUAAUGUGCAGCACUGUUUCACAUACAUAAAUUCAAUUCAUCCAUUUAAUUGAAUUCACAUAAUGUGGCUUUUAGACAUUUUACAUGUGAAAUGUAAUAUGUGAAAUGUGAAUUUCACAUGUGCAAUUUUUUGUAAGGCUAAAUAUGACUACUUUUAGGGCUUAAUAAUUAAAGCGUUAACAGAAUAAAUACAACAUGACAAAUCUAAAUAUUUACUGAAACACUGGGGGGACUUGGACUCAUGACCUCAGUAUUUCUAAAAUCCUGGCUACAGCUCUGCUACAAAUCUAACAUCUUCACUGUUCACUGCUUGGGACAUACUGUACUGACACUACUGGAUAAGCGACACACUGCUCUUCACCCGAACUGUACAGAUGAGAUGAAAAUCUCUACUGACUCAAACACGUGAUAAAUGUACUGUUCUGUCUGUAUAUGUCUACAUAUGACAAGAACACAACAGAAACUAAGCUAACUACUGGGAUAAGAUGCUGGAUUUUCUGAAAUGACCUUUGUAUGUUUGUGCAUGCUUUUGUCAGACUGCUUCUCCCAUUCAACAACCCACAGCUAAUAGAUUAGAAAUCAGUAUCAGAAAAACUGCAUUGUGUCUCAUCUAGUCUCUGAUUAUUGGUCCUUAGUUGAGUCGUGAAAUAAUAAUAUACGUUUUGAAUCAUUUAAUGCAUUAUAGCAGCCAUAGGUACACCAGAUGUCACUAGCAGAAACUUCAUUAAUUUUGUACACAGUAGUAAAUUGUUAUUAUAUACUGCCUCUCUGUCAAGUCUUGCUAACAUUUUCUCCACAACAUGAGUGUUGCUAAUAGAACAUUUAAUAUAUUUAAAACAUUUUGUACUCUUUAACUGUUUGAAGUUGAUGUGUAUUGUUAUUGUGGACUUUUUGUGGUGGAAAUGUAGUCAUACUUUUAAGAAAAAGGGGGAAAAGUAAUCAUAUUCAUGUCCAUAUUCAAUUCAUUUUGUAUGGUAUUACUACUGGAUAUUGGUACAUUUGUGAUCCACUUAUCAUAAACUGCUUUCAGCUCUAGGCCAGUAAUAGUAGGUUGUAUAUAAGGCCAAAGUCUCGGAACAAAUAGUCUUUAGAUUCAUUUCAGCAAAGUAAAAUCAGUUGAGUGCCUUGGUCCAUGCUGAGUUUGGUAAACUUCAAUAAAAUAUGCAGAUAAAUCAUGA